UACCUACCUACCUACCUAGACACCUAUUGACUUCAAUUUUGCUGCUCUAGCCGCUUCGAACCUGCUGGCAACCCCUAUGUACCUCGCUGGGCUUUUUUUUACUUGAGAUAAGUCUCUAACGUGCCGCUUUUCCUCGUUCCUACCCUUCCAGAGAUGGCCAUUCAUCUUUGGUUCCUUGAUCGCGAAUAUUCAACAACGUUCAACAUUGUCGUUUAUGUCCACUCUGUCGUUGAUAGCAUUACGACUACGACAGGCAACAGCUCUUUUUAUCUUCUUGCUUCUUGAUGAUAGUCGAGUUCACAACUGCCUAACUUGACCCGCGCCCACAGCUUCACCACAUUCGUACGCCGCCUUCGACGUUGGCGCAUUCAUUAUAUACGGGAUACUCGACAGUCAAUAGUGGUUAUAUACUUCCCUACCUACCUACUUAUUAACUAUGUUAGUUAUCUGACCUUGACUCCUGGCGGCCGAUUGACGAGCGGUCGCAAAUAGCCACACGAGUCUGAUACUGGCUCUACACCUAAUCGAGGUGCGAGUGGGCCACUCCGGUUGGCUCAGCGCCAGAUGACGGCCUCCCCUGUCCCGCCCUGAGCCCCGCGCUACCACUUUUCGUACCGGCGCUAUUCUUGUUGGCUGCAGCAGCUCGCUGUCACGGUGUCACAGUGUCGCCUGUCGUUGUGCGCCCCCCCCAGUGUGCGUUCGUUCGUUCGUCGCUCCAGUCCGUCUUUAAAGAUCCCGACAGCUCCAGUUACUGGUCCCAGCCGAAACUGUAAUCGUUCCUCGUAUCUUGACCAUCGCUGCCCUUCAGACCUACUUGACGAUGGGCAUCGUCAGCAGCAAGCCCGAGGAGGGGCCUGCUCUCUACUUGAGAGACCAGAAUAGAUUGAGCAUAUCCUCUUUAGUCGUCACAAACCCACGGAAGCGCACUUCUGUAAACAUCGUUCCCAAUGCCUUUCCUGCUACUAGAGUUUCUGCCCAGAGACCUCUCGGCGACACAUCUCCUGUAGAGUUCGUCCAGGAUCCUGAUAUUUCAAAUCCAACAGCACCACCGAACUUCUUAGUCAAGCUCAGCAACGAUGACGAGCUCAUAUUUUCCUUCACAUUCGUUAUGCGCCAGGCGCAGCUUGCGCAACCAGCCACUUCCUCUGAACCAGCAUCCGCUCCAAUUGAUACCAGUAUAUCGGGCCUUACCUACGUCUACGCCUCGAAUCUGAAAGAAGUCGAGAACUUGGUGACCCGAGAGUUUCAUGCCGACCCAAAUCUACAUAGAAAUGCCAACGUAGCAUUGGUCGGCGAUUAUACUACAGGAGGAAGCCCGUCGGUAUCGUUCGAAUGGACAUGGAAAUGGAAGCCCCCGAAGCCUACUGAGGAUAAGGGUGGCGGCUGGAGGAACUCGUGCAGCGUACUGUGCCACUCCUUUCCCGUUAUGCAAGCGUGCUAACCACCACCAGUUUGUCGAGUAUGACCCUCGAGCUCACCGACUGCACACGCUAGCUAGUUUCUCCUACUUCGUUGCAGGUACUAACCCUCGAGAUGCUCUUUAUCCCUCAUCUGCUCAUGCUUUUUCAGGCACACCCGCGUCUUUGAGCCAUCCAAAUUCACCAUCGCCCCCUUUCCUCCUGGCAUCUCCGCCUAAGAUUCGCGUUGCCUCGUCCCAAUCAGUCGACUCUCGUAUCACCGCUCCUGAUAUCAUAGAUGAGCCUGUUUCGCCUCUUAUUCCUACGGCUGAAAUGCCCCUUACACCAGGCUUCCCACAGGCCAAAGAGACUGUCAAAGUUGACGUAGCUUGUCCCAAGCCGAACGAGGAAUCCAUGGUCAGCGAUGACGGUCCCGUCUUUCGGGCUACCCUCAAAGCCCUUGAGCAAAAGACAGGCAACAUGAGGACACAGAUGAAGAAGGUUCUGAAGAAAGCAGAACAUGCGCAUUCUUGCCAGAUUGAAGCCAACGAUGCUUUCACCGCGUUCGUGGAUGCUUUGCGAGAAGCUGCAGCAACCAAUGCCAACGCCGUUCAACCUGCUUUGACACAUUACUUUGAUAAAAUUGCCAGGGAAAUCUUAUCGUAUGAGCGACAAAACACUUAUAACCUACAGAAGAUCAUUAUUGAACCCGUAACCAAAUUAUACCAAGUGGACAUCAAACAAGCCGAGUCGAAGAAGCGAGACUUCGAGGAGGAAAGCAAGGAUUAUUAUGCAUACGUAUCACGUUAUUUGGGACAGCGUCAGGAUUCGGUCAAGGCGAAGAAGCUUGCGGAAGCCGAUUCCAAAUACCAAAACAAGCGACGAAACUUUGAGCUUAAACGAUUUGACUACUCUAGUUUCAUGCAGGACCUCCACGGCGGCCGCAAGGAACAGGAGGUUCUGUCUCACCUGACAAGGUUCGCUGAUGCUCAGACACGAGGUUUUAUGGCUACUGCGAAGAAGAUUGAGGUUCUUCUACCCCAAUUGGAAGCUUUGUCCAACGAAGUUCAAGAGGCCGACAAGGAAUAUCAGUAUCAGCGAAGAGAGCGUGAGGAAAAGAGACGCCUUCUUGAAAAGAGCAACACACCGUACAAGGAACCCGAACAAAAUAGCACUGCAAGCAAUACGCCCAUCGGCUCCGCCACCAACGGCAAUACAGGCAAUACCUCGGAUUCAGAUUUGGGCCGUGCUGACAGCACCGGGUCUCAGCUCAAUGCCGGAUCAGUGAAUGUUCCAUCAGGUGUGGAGUUAUCCAGAUCUCCAGGUAGUCUUGGUCAGACAGGUGUUGGAAGUCCUGCAGCUGCUUCCAAGUUCAAGGGUAUUCGGGAUCUUGAGGAGCGAGAUAACAUGCCAUCCGCCGUCACUCACCGGAAGGAAGGCCUUCUGUGGGCUCUCAAUAGACCGGGAGGACAUGUUGACCCUCGUAAUUUGAACAAACAGGGCUGGCACAAAUUCUGGAUCGUUCUGGACCAGGGAAAGCUGUCAGAGUACAGUAACUGGAAGCAGAAACUUGAUCUCCACAUUGACCCUAUCGAUCUUCGUAUGGCAUCUGUUCGAGAAGCCCGUAAUGCGGAGCGGCGAUUCUGCUUCGAAGUCAUUACCCCUAGUUUCAAACGAGUGUACCAGGCGACCUCUGAAGAGGACAUGAAUAGUUGGAUCACAGCUAUAAACAAUGCUUUACAGAGCGCCAUGGAAGGACGCAGCUAUCAAGGGAAGCCAACUUCAUCAAAUGGCGAUUCUUCCCUAAGAAGAGAUAUUGGCUCUGUGCUCACAGGAAAGACACAAUCGCUGAGCCACGGAAAUUAUCAUAGCACCGCCAAUACUGGAAUACCGAGCCGAAGGAUAACCGUUGGUGCGCGACCAAGCGCAGUCAGAACCUCCAGCUCUGGGUAUGACGAGAACCCUGACAGGGUGCUCCAGAUGGUCCGAGACAACGAUCAAGGCAACUUGUGGUGCGCCGAUUGCGGUUCAGGAUCCAAGGUUGAGUGGGUAUCGAUCAAUCUGGGCAUUAUUCUUUGCAUCGAGUGUAGUGGCAUUCACCGAUCACUCGGAACCCAUAUUAGCAAGGUGCGGUCUUUGACGCUGGACAUCAAGUCCUUCACCAUUGAUAUUGUCGAGCUUCUACUGCUAAUCGGGAAUCGGGUAUCGAACAUGAUUUGGGAGGCGAAGCUUGACCAGUCGCUGAAGCCAACGGCACAGGCAAGCCGAGAACAGCGACUCCGGUUCAUCACAUCAAAGUAUGUAGAUCGUUUGUUCGUCGAACCCAUUUCGCCCACGCUGUCACGAUACGGGACAGCAGACGAGACACUCUUGGCAGCCAUUAAGAAGAAUGAGAUACAGCAAGUACUCUAUGCGUUGGCGCUAAAGGCAAAUCCCAACACAGUUGACAAAAUGAGGGGCACACAUGCUGUAUGGCUCGCCCUGGCCGCUGCAGAUCCAGCAGCUCCCUCACCGGGAACUCCACACACGGUAACCGAUGCGGAAGCAAAAGCUGUGCCGUUCCCUGUGGCCGAGCUAUUGGUUCAGAAUGGAGCCGAGAUUCCUGCAACUAUGCCAGCGUUUCCCCUGGGCCGCUUCGCCCAAAUCUACGUUGAGCAGAAGCGUGGCCGUACGGUCAUCGAAGGGUCGAUGGAUGCAGUGCCCUCAUUACCUAGUAACAUGAGCCCAGCCGAGAGGCUUCAGCGAGAGAAAGAAGCCAGGCUACAGAAGCGAGUCAGCACAGGGGGCAGGUUGGCCAGAUCUCCCAUCCCUGAGAGAUAGGAACCGGGACAGUAGGAACCACUGGCAGGCUUAAGUUCCUGUUGCUACUUGAACAAUCUCCCUCGGACACACAAACUGAUCGGGAAACGAUUUCGCCCCUGCAAUGGGCUAAUUUAACGGACGACAAACUGUAUUUGGUAAUGAAGGAUGGUGGGUAUUUUGACAGAAGACAAGGGCAGCACAAAGGAGUUUACUGGCGUUUACGUUUGCUAAUGGCUUUGUCCAUGCCAUACGAAUGGGAAAGCCAUUCUGGAGACUGGGGCACUUAGGAAAGAAUACGAGAGAGGAGAAAGACAAGUAUAUACUAUUUUGGACUGACGGUAGAAAGGAGAGAGUGGCACAUUGAACGUGUAGAGCACCACUGCGGGCAUGCUAGGGCAUUGGGUAUUGACAGGUUGUCGUUGUUGUUGCUGUUGCUUACCUUAGCUUUGCUUACUUUGUGGAAAGAGAUAGGCUUGAUGAUAUUGAAUAAUGGUAAUGUCGAGUUGAAGCCAAGAUUUGCUGCUGAAAAUGCCCGUGGCUUGUACAUGCAAGUCUGCAGUAGAGACCCGACUGGACGGCCCCUAAGCCCCCUCUGUUGCUACGUCUAUUAUCUUAACUUGCAGAAUUAUCUAUCGAGAGCAGUACUAUUUAAAAGCCAUUGUCGAGCAGGCUAGAACAUGGUGGCUCCUUAUGACGCUCGUGACGGACGAGGCUAGGAACAGGCGUCGUGUGGGCAGGCAAAUGUCUCAUCCUGACAGACAACGUGACUUGAAACCGGCGGAUGACGAUGUGAAGUAAUAAGACUGGACCAUGGGGUUAAUGGUGGGUGGAUGGGCGUAAAUGUGCGUGCAUAGUUUAUUGACUUGAGGAAGAUACAGUAUU
Fusarium odoratissimum NRRL 54006 is the source of this 5081-nucleotide messenger RNA. RefSeq lists its product as uncharacterized. Gene Ontology annotation, biological process: intra-Golgi vesicle-mediated transport. Bases 1731 to 4217 code for a protein of 828 amino acids. Gene Ontology annotation, cellular component: endosome; cytoplasm; trans-Golgi network. Lineage: Eukaryota; Fungi; Ascomycota; Sordariomycetes; Hypocreales; Nectriaceae. Gene Ontology annotation, molecular function: protein binding; GTPase activator activity. The transcript is spliced from 4 exons. The record is from RefSeq and is a predicted model, not a curated record.